Messenger RNA from Hipposideros armiger (great roundleaf bat), 2579 nucleotides. RefSeq names its product transmembrane channel-like protein 3. Gene Ontology annotation, molecular function: cholesterol binding; cholesterol transfer activity; mechanosensitive monoatomic ion channel activity. The record is from RefSeq and is a predicted model, not a curated record. Gene Ontology annotation, cellular component: plasma membrane. Gene Ontology annotation, biological process: cholesterol import. The transcript is spliced from 19 exons. NCBI's taxonomy places the organism in Eukaryota, Metazoa, Chordata, Mammalia, Chiroptera, Hipposideridae. Bases 106 to 2328 code for a protein of 740 amino acids.
CUCAUCUAUUUCGUGGUGGACCGGUCCCAGAAGCUGGAGCAGUCGAAGAAGGAGCUGACGCUCUGGGAAAAGAAUGAGGUGAGCGUGGUGGUCUCGCUGGUCACCAUGCUGGCGCCCUCUGCCUUUGACCUUAUCGCGGCCUUGGAGAUGUACCACCCGCGAACCAUGCUGCGCUUCCAGCUGGCGAGGGUCCUCGUGCUGUAUCUGGGCAACCUGUACAGUCUGAUCAUUGCACUCCUGGACAAAGUGAACAGCAUGAGCUCCGAGGAAGCUGCUACCAAAAAUAACACAAGUCACUGGACAGAGUCUACCAUCUUUGCCACCAGGACGGCCCCUGAAGGAGAGAGAUGGUCCACGCCUGGGCCUGGGGCGGGGCUCAGGAGAAACAGCACGUGGGCCCCGGACCUGGCCAGCGUCCCGGCUUACACCAUGUCCCUCUCAGACGCCAACCAUUCCACCAUCAACACCCAGAGUCCGCAGGACCAGUGCUGGGAAACUUACGUCGGACAGGAGAUGCUGAAGCUGUCCAUCAUCGACCUGCUCUUCACCGUGGCCAGCAUCCUGCUCAUCGACUUCUUCCGUGGGCUCUUCGUUCGCUACUUAAGUGACUACUGGUGCUGGGACCUGGAGAGCAAGUUUCCUGAAUAUGGGGAAUUCAAGAUCGCAGAGAACGUGCUACAUUUAGUCUACAACCAAGGAAUGAUUUGGAUGGGGUCCUUCUUCUCGCCAUGUCUCCCCGCAUUCAACGUCCUCAAACUGGUGGGUCUGAUGUACCUGAGGAGCUGGGCUGUGCUGACAUGCAACGUGCCCCACCAGCAAGUGUUUCGAGCCUCCAGGUCCAACAACUUCUACCUGGCGACGCUUCUGUUUAUGCUCUUCCUGUGCAUGCUGCCCACCGUUUUUGCCAUCGUCCGGUACAGGCCGUCUCCCAGCUGUGGGCCGUUCCGUGGCCAGGAGAAAAUUUACGACAUCGUGUCGGAAACGAUCAAGGAAGGCUUCCCCGCGUGGUUGGGCUCCGUGGUCGGGUACAUCAGCAGCCCCGUGGUGAUCCUGCCAGCCGUGCUGCUGCUCGUCAUGCUCAUCUACUACCUUCAGAGCAUCGCCAGGUCCCUGAAGCUCAGCAACCAGCAGCUCAAAGUGCACAUCCAAAACGCAAGAUCUGAAGAUAAGAAAAAGGUUGCCCAAAUGGUAGAAGCCCGGAUCCAAACCCGAGAGCCGAGCGCCAGGAGGCUGCCCAAGGACCAUGUUCUCAGCGGCCACCUGUCCUCAGCGCCCUCGGCGAUAGCCCCAAACAACGGCCAUGUGCUCAGCUUCGACACGUCAAGCAGCAAGAGCAGCCGGGUAGAGACGGUCACCCACCCCGUGCCCCCGAGUGCCCAGCCCGGGCCCGGCAGCCCCAGCCCGCCCCUCCCUGGCAUCUCCCAAUCCGGGCCAGAGGGUGACACUAACAGGAACAACAGGCUCAUUGUGCUUGGCCCCGCCCACUUGGCUCUCCAACCGCUGCCCGCCUGCCAGUGCCGGCCCCAGGGCCCCGCCCACAGUCUGCAGGGCGGAGGCGACCCGCCCGGGGUCACGUGUCCGGGGCACCUGAGGGCCGGGACCAAUCCGGGGCAGGGGCGGGGCUCCGCGCUCUGCCCCAGCUGCCGUGCCUCCCCGCGCUCCUGUUGCCACUCGGGGCCUCCCGCAGCCUCCGGCGCAAUGGACCCGGCUCUGGCGGCGCAGAGGGGCGAAGCGGUGGCCCAGAAGAUGCUCCAGUACCGGCGCGACGAGUCGGGCUGGAAGAUUUGCCGGGAAGGCAACGGCGUGUCUGUUUCCUGGAGGCCGUCUGUGGAGUUUCCAGGGAACCUGUACCGAGGGGAAGGCAUCGUGAAUGGGGCCCCUGAGCACGUGUGGGACUUCGUCAAGCCGCUUCCGGGGAGCCUUCGAGAGAAGUGGGACGAGAAUGUGGCCACUUUUGAGGUGCUCCAGAGCUUCACUGAUGCGCUGUGCGUCACCAGAACAGCCACCCCGUCGGCCGCCAUGAAGCUCAUCUCCCCCAGAGACUUCGUGGACUUGGCGCUGGUCAGGAAGUACGAGGACGGGACCCUCAGCUCCAACGCUGCCCACGUGGACCACGCGCUGUGCCCCCCGAGGCCAGGGUACGUCCGAGGGUUUAACCACCCUUGUGGCUGCUUCUGUGAACCUGUGCCAGGGGAGCCCAACCAGACCAAGGUGGUCACCUUCUUCCAGACGGACCUGAGCGGCUACCUGCCGCAGGGCGUGGUGGACACCUUCUUCCCCCGCAGCAUGGCCGGGUUCUACACCAACCUACGGAAGGCGGUGAGGUGAGGUGGUGACAGGCGCCGUCGUGCUGUGCCGAGCGCCCUGGACACAGCUGCCUCGUGCGGAGGUGGGGCUGCCCCCGACCUCUUCCCGGGGGCUGUUCUCCUGGUGACUGUGGCCGGCCGGCGUUCCUCCCCGGCACCCCCACCGCCCUGCUGCCGCCAAGCCGCAGGGGCCCUGACUUGUCAGCCCCAGUUCCGCCAUCGCGUGAUGCGGAUGGACCUCGCUGAUCCUCAUGUCAUCCCUUCUCACUCGCC